CGCUCCCCUGUAGGAUGACGUAGGCUUUCCUCAAUGACGCAAGCAGGAAGCUGCCAGGAGACCUGCUGCCAUCUUUAUCCCUCAGGACGGAGUGAAACCGCCUCCGGUUCCUGUCCGCUCAGAGUUUGAGGCUGUUUUUGUUUAUUAUUAUUAAAUGAGCUGAUGAUGACGUCAGCGCUCGUGCUUCCGAACGAGCUGUGGUUGAAGGUGUUCAGCUUCCUGUCCUGGAAGGACAAGCUCAGUAUGCGCUCUACCUGCUCACAUUUCCGGCAGCUGAUGGACGAGUCCCGGCCUCUGUGGCGGGGCUUCAGCGUGGCGCUGCGGGAUCUCUCCCGCUACAACAGCUCCUUCUGGCGGAGCCUUGCUCAGAGGCAGCUGGGCAGCGUGGCGCUGCGGGGGGGAAAGAAGAGGGACCUGAAGCUGCUCUCCGUCUGGCUCCCUCUGCUCCGGGCUCUCCGGUUGGACAGCUGGUGGGGGAAAGACUUCCAGGUCCAGGAGCUGAAGCGGUUCCGCCACCUGCAGCGUCUGACCCUGAGCGCAGGCUGCACGCCGCUCAUCAACCUGGACUUCCUCCUGGUUCUGAAGCAGCAGCUGACCCACCUGAGCCUGUGCAGCGUGCAGCUCCGCUGCCCCGCCCCCCAGCUGCUGGCCUGCAUCUCCCAGCUUAGCGGCCUGAGGGCUCUGGUGCUGCACCAUGAUGGCAGCCUGCUGAUGCCCUCCCUCAGAGGACUCCUCUCCAACCUGCCUCACCUCACCUCUCUGUCCUGGACCAUGAUCAGCCACAAGAGGCUGAACCACGACUUCUUCCAUCCUACAGAUGCUGGCGGCUCUCUGCAGCUGUCUGACUUGCAGCUGCUGAAUUACGACGCGGCAGUAACACAGGAAGCUCUGCAGCCUUUGGCCAAUCUCCGCAGCCUCUCAGUCUUCCACCUGUACUCCGUACCUGGACCCACCUGUCACCUGCAGACAUGGCUGUCAUCACUGCAUCAGCUCUGCAGCCUGAGUGUGCAUGGCGGCCAUCCCCUGGAGGUGUACGCAGACUUCCUCCCAUCCUCCCUCCUCAGCCUGAUUCUCUGUGUGGACCUUCAGCCUGAAGAUCUCCAUGUGGUUUCCCUCCGAGCUCCGAACCUGCAACACCUGCACCUGGAACCAUGGAGCUCCUCCUCCAACUUGGUCAGGUUGAUCCCACAGCUUUUUCCUCAUCUGAGGACUCUGGCCAUCAGACAUCAUCACGUCUCGGAUGAAGACUUCCUGGGUCUCCACCAGCUUCAGCAUCUAACCACCCUGGAGGUUCUGGAUUCGUUUUACAGGCCCGACCCAAAGGAUCCGAGCUGGGUCGUUAACCAGCCGAGUCCUCGUCUGCUGCAGCUCAUCUCCGUCCUGCAGCAACGGACCAAUAACCAAGUCCGAGUCACGACCAGCUCCAACAGAGACCUUCUGUCCUGCGGCUGUAUCUGACUUUGGAUCAGAGCCGUCAGAAGAUGACGUCCUCUUUCACCUCCCUCACCACUUCAUUUUGGUUCUGUUUGGUUUUUAAGGCGGACCUACAGCUUUACCCUGCUGUCUAACCCCAGCCUGCUGGGCUAAAGCUCAUAGACUGCAGCUGGUGAAAUGUCAGACGGUUCUGUAUGCUGCUCUGGCUCUGCAGGGGGGUUUGGUCUUGGACUCUCCCAGGAUCCCACAUUUGACACAAAACCUCCAUCUUUGCUGAAUCAAAGUAGUGCUAAAGAGGAGGAGGAAAAUGCACAGUGAGGAAAAGCUUGACUAGCUGUCUUUUCUCCAUGGGGGCAGCUUGGUUAUCAUUUUACAGCAUUAGCAUUUUCUCUGAUUGUCCUUCAGGAGGAAAUCUGAAACCAAUCGGUUCCAGUAUUAAUCCAGAUGGCUUUAAAUUAAUCUAAUUAAAUCUACAAACAUUAUACCUCAUUAUGAAGGAAAACAUAUUUUAGAUUUUUGAUAAUUUCUUACAUGGUAAACUAAGAAAUCCCAUGUCUGAGGGGUCACAGCCUUUACCAGGAACCUCCUCCCCAUCAUCCUUACAGUGAAGCACGAUGCUGGCAGCAUCAGGCUACGGGAUGUGCCACGUUCUGGAUGCUCUACCCAGCUCUGAUGGGAUCAGAAUGGUUCUGUUAAUGCUGCUCCUCUGUGGCCAGUAUAACCAGCAAACCUGGAGACUUCCCAGUUGGACUCAAACCAAAGCUUUCCGGUUUCUGCUAGUGCCUUAAAUUUGGGGUUAAUUAAGUUUUGCUGUUUUUUGCAAAUGAUUAUCUUUGUAAUGAAGAACCUUUAUAUGGAUGUGUUUUAUAUUGGAGAUCAGUCACUAGUUUUCUAAUUUUGUUUUUAAAAAGUGGGAUUUGUGUUUGGUGAUGUUUAUAUUUUAUAUAUUUGUUUUUCUGCUGAAAGCCUCUUUCCAAGGGUUUUAACGAAAUCAGAUUCAAAUCUGCAAGUUUAUAUCGAUGCUGACCAGUAAUUUUAGGAAUAUGGAAUGCUGAAAUUAAUUUAUAGACAUCUUGAAUGUUUAUUGUAGAUGUGGAGAAUGCCAUUUUGUCUCUUUCGGAUCUCAGGAAACAUAUUUAGUGAAACUAGAACAUAUCAAAACUGCAAUAAUAUUACAGGAUUAUUUCUUGAACGUUAGUAGAUCAAUCAGGGGGUGAUUUAUUAUUAGGCAAUACUAGGCAGGUGCCUAGGGCCCCAAGUUCCUGAGGGCCCCAUAAAACUCUGUCUACAUGUAUGGUUAAUAAAACUAUUCCUUAUUUGU
Molecule: messenger RNA, 2755 nt
Organism: Cyprinodon tularosa
Lineage: Eukaryota; Metazoa; Chordata; Actinopteri; Cyprinodontiformes; Cyprinodontidae
Exons: 5
Coding region: 163-1458 (431 amino acids)
Molecular function (GO): protein binding
Source: RefSeq, a predicted model, not a curated record